Molecule: messenger RNA, 979 nt
Organism: Drosophila takahashii
Lineage: Eukaryota; Metazoa; Arthropoda; Insecta; Diptera; Drosophilidae
Gene: MsrA
Product: methionine sulphoxide reductase A
Molecular function (GO): peptide-methionine (S)-S-oxide reductase activity
Source: RefSeq, a predicted model, not a curated record
GCAGAUGCAUCAGUUCAGCUUUAUAAAUUAAAAGCGACACAUUUAAUAAAAAAAACUAGUGAAAACAUGUCUCUGACUAUUACUCCAACUGCUUCGCAUCCUGAGCUCAAGGAUCUGAGCACCGUUCGCAAUGAACAAAAGGAACUGAGCAUUUCGCCGGUUCACGAUGUUAAUAUUACCAAAGCCACGGCCACUUUUGGUAUGGGCUGCUUCUGGGGCGCUGAAUCGCUAUAUGGAGCCACCCGAGGGGUCCUGAGAACCACCGUGGGAUAUGCCGGCGGCAGCUCGGAUUUGCCAACGUACCGUAAAAUGGGCGAUCAUACGGAGGUCCUGGAAAUCGACUAUGAUCCCACGGUCGUUAGCUUCAAGGAGCUGCUGGAUCUGUUCUGGAACAACCAUGAGUAUGGUCUGACCACGCCCAUCAAGAGGCAGUAUGCCUCCUUGAUUUUGUUCCACGACGAGGAGCAGAGGCAGGUGGCGGAGGCCUCCAAGUUGGAGGAGCAGGAGCGCCGGGCACCGGAGAUCAUAACCACUGAGAUCGCCUCCAAGGAGAACUUUUACCCAGCCGAGGCGUACCAUCAGAAGUACCGAUUGCAGGGCCACAAGGACCUCGCCUCCUCGCUGAAUCUCAGCCCCAAACUGCUGCAGACCAGCUACGUGGCCACCAAACUGAAUGGCUAUCUGGCCGGAGUCGGCGGCAUCGAGCAGUUCAAGGCCGAGGUGGAGUCCAUGGGUCUGACGCCCACCCAGCGGCAGUACUGCAACUACCACGUGGAGCAAAACGAGGGCCAGGGUCUCUACUGCUGACAUGGUCGAAUGUGCAUAGACGUUAAGCGUAGAUCGUACACCUAGGGGGGUAAUUUAAUCAAUAGUUUGCUUGUUCAAAACAGAUUGUGUAUUAUGUAGACUUAGGAAGGUAUAAAAUAUAUUUGAAAAGCGUAUAUAUUUUAUUAUAAUAAUAAAAAAUAUCUCAAAGUAA